This is a messenger RNA of Humulus lupulus (European hop), 1580 nucleotides long. RefSeq names its product protein DMR6-LIKE OXYGENASE 2-like. The record is from RefSeq and is a predicted model, not a curated record. The transcript has 3 exons. The coding region runs from base 149 to 1285 and encodes 378 amino acids. Gene Ontology annotation, molecular function: dioxygenase activity. NCBI's taxonomy places the organism in Eukaryota, Viridiplantae, Streptophyta, Magnoliopsida, Rosales, Cannabaceae.
GCCAAUAUCAUCUCUAACUUCAGUGCUUAAAUUAAUCAAUCAUUAAUCAACCUAAUCCAACUACCAUGACCUUCUUUACAAGAAUUUCCAUCAUCCUCGCUCCGUCAAUAAACUUAUUAAUCAGUCAAUCAUUACAUAUUUAAAUUGAAUGGUGUCAUCAAAUGCUAGUGUAGACUUAAAUUCAAGCUCAAGCUCAAUUAUUAAUUUCGUAGGCGCAGCCAUGGGAGAGAUCGAUCCGGCUUUCAUCCAAGAUCCCGGGCACAGGCCUAGGCUCGCCGUAAUCGAAGCGGAGAGCAUACCACUCAUCGAUCUCUCACCGGCAAUAAGCGCCUCCAAUUCGGUCGAUAGCAGGGCCAUUGAGAAACUCGCGAGAGAGAUCGGUGACGCGUGCAGCGAGUGGGGAUUUUUUCAGGUGACCAACCACGGCGUGUCUCUGGAUUGUCGCCGGAAACUGGAGUCGGCGGCGAGGAGGUUCUUUGAUCAGGAUCUAGAGGAGAAGAGGAAGGUGAGGAGGAACGAGGUGAGUGUUUUGGGUUACUUUGAUGCAGAAAAUACAAAGAAUGUUAGGGACUGGAAGGAGGUUUUUGACGUGGCAGUACAGGAGCCCACUGUGGUCCCGGUUUCGAGUGAUCCCAUGGACGACCGAGUCGUUGAGUGGUUCAAUCGGUGGCCUGAGUACCCACCCGAGUUAAGGGAAGCAUGUAAGGAAUAUGGUAGAGAAGUGGGAAAACUAGCUUACAAGAUGCUCGAACUUAUUGCUCUGAGUCUAGGCUUGGCAGCAAACAGUCUCAAUAUCCACUUCGAAGACCAUCAAACUACAUUUAUGAGACUCAAUCACUACCCGCCUUGCCCCUCUCCGGACUUGGCCCUUGGUGUGGGUCGCCAUAAGGAUGGUGGUGCCUUAACUGUGCUAGCUCAAGACGACGUCGGAGGAUUGGAAGUCAGGAAGAAAUCAGAUGGAGAAUGGAUUCGGGUAAAACCCACCCCAGGUGCUUUUAUCAUAAAUGUUGGGGACAUUGUUCAGGUUUGGAGUAAUGACAAAUACGAGAGCGUGGAACAUAGGGUGAUGGUGAACUCAGAGAAGGACAGAUUUUCAAUUCCAUUUUUCCUUAACCCUGCACACUACACUGUGGUCAAGCCCUUGGACGAGCUGCUUGAUGAGAACAAUUGUCCUAAAUUUAAGUCGUACAAUUGGGGCAAGUUUAUGACGCAUAGAAAGGACAGCACUUUCAAGAAACAAAAUGUUGAAAAUAUCCAAACUCAUCAUUUCAGGGUGCAGGAGUAAGAAGUUUGGUAUAAAUCGAAUAAGAUCAUACUAUUUCUGUAUGGUCAAACAAAUAAUUCUAUAAUAUAUUUCAUAUCUACUGAAUACUUGUGUAAUAUAAGCUGGUGCCAUUUACAGAUUGUCAUGUUGCGUAGAGGGAAAAGUGAUUUUUCAAACUCGGCUCGGAAUGUAUGGUACAAGUCUAAUGAGCUCUUACAAAAUAAUAAUGUUGUAGAACUUCUACACUUGUGAGUGAGUGAGCCUGAAAAAGUUGUGGAAGAAAGAAGUAUGUUGAUAUAUGAUUUCGUUUGCUAAA